CACAAUAUGAUCCCCACUGGACGUCUGAUUGGCGGUGAUUGCAAGAAGCUGGAGGACCAAUUUGGAGUUCUGAUCCAGAGAAGGAUGGAGCUGUACAACUUGUGUAGAUCUGAUAGGGACAUUGAACAAUAUGGACUGAAAGACUUGAUGGAAGAGUAUCUUCUAUGCACAUAUCCAAUGAACAAGUCUGAUGCGCAGGCAUUGGCAUCGUUAGCACAAGGAGGCCAACUUGUUGGUCCACAUCCAACUUUGCAAGUAGGGAAAUGCUGCAUUGUUACACACAACACAAAGGACAUUGCUGCCGGUACUCUUUGGUUUGUUGGAACCAGAGGAGAGCAGAGAUCACGGAACAGCAAAAAAAUAGGUAGGGCGGAUUGUGUGGUUGUUAUUGAAAGUCUGAUUGAUGAAGCGUUUGAACCAAAAAGAAGGCAUUCAUCCUGGCCACAAACAGCAAAGACACUAGGAGAGCUGAAGAGAAGUCUUCAUACUUUUGAACUGGCAGUGAAAGUCAAUCAAAUCAAGAUCCUUUUGGAUGACCAUCAACCAUCUUGCACGCCAGCCAUGGUGGGGGAUGCGACUGUCCAACCUUUCCAAGUCGACAAGAGCUAUCUUGAUGGGCUAUUACAGGAACACCAGGCCAGCAACAACAGUACACCAAUGAUGCCAAUGCAGGAAACGGACAGUGUUGAUAUCAUUGCCCAGGAGGAUGACACUGAGGACAGGGCUGCUGCUGGCCUUGAAGCAGAGAUGCACAAGGAUAGUGAGACUGGUUUGCUUUUGACAAAAGUCAGUGAGGGAUCUUUUUCACCAAUUUCACAACAUACCACUGUCAAAGAAAGCCAAUAA
Cylindrotheca closterium is the source of this 846-nucleotide messenger RNA. Lineage: Eukaryota; Bacillariophyta; Bacillariophyceae; Bacillariales; Bacillariaceae. The record is from the annotation of a GenBank genome assembly.